UGACCAGUGACAGUUCGGCUCUCGAUCAUGAAUAUGUAUGAGGUAUAGUAAUGAUACAUGUUAAACAUUUGUUUCUUCUGGGGAAAGAUGGCCCUGAUGGCCACACCUCCAACCUUCAUUGGCCAAUCAAAACGCUCCACGUGACGCUCGAAGACACUGAAGCCUUAUUAUACCAAACUGGGACCAACCGAGGGUUUAUAAAGGGUGCCAACGCAUCUGUUAGCUUCACUCUGCACCUGCAUUUUGGCUUGUGACAGUCAACGGUGAAGGAAGACAACUUGUAAACAGCAUGGCUUUCGUUCGAGUCUUGUGUUUUGUCCUGUUGGUGGGUUUUGCUGCAGCAUGUCAACAACACUCACACUGCCCACCCAAGUGUCCACCGAUGUGGACUUUCUACAACGGCAACUGCUACCGGUACUUCGGCACUGGCAAGACCUAUGAUGAAGCUGAGAGCCACUGCCAGGCGUGCACUGAAGUCGGCCAGGGUCACCUUGCGUCUAUAGCCAGCGCCGAGGAAAAUAAUCUGCUCCUGACGAUGUGGAAGUCGGUCCGUACAACUACAACAGGCGGCCUGUGGAUCGGUUUGAAUGACCAGGCAGAGGAAGGGAAGUUCAUCUGGACAGAUGGAUCAGCGGUUACCUUCACCGACUGGGCUACAACCCAGCCCGACAAUUAUCAAAACGCUGAGGACUGUGCUCACAUGCGGCAUGAGCUAGAUGGCGAUGACAGAUGGAAUGACAUCGCAUGCAACAGAGAGUUCGCCUACGUGUGCAAGGUGUCAACUACAAAUUAAAUCGACCCCGCAAUGGAUGACCACGGAGAGGCGUCAGAACAUAUUUGCCGCACCAAACCUGCAAAGCCCACAAUCGAUGGCAUCGGCCAUGAUCUCACCAAACAGUCUCACCAAACUAACACUCACAAACAGAAUCACUUCAAAACUUAAAGGUUGAAUUUCGUUGUAUAGACUGCACUGCUGUCAGGCUAUACACGGUGAAAAAGAAAUUGUUUUAAGACGUAACCCACUUUGCAUCUUCUUGGCUGUAGCGUUUACGGACCUGCAUGUUUUCGAGUUUAACAAGUAGUAUUUAGCCUUUACUCGUUUUACCAGGUGUCCAGGUUUAGUAUUGAGAAGUAUGGACGAAGAACAUACGCAACGGUGAACUAAUCAGCUGUUGUACUUUAAAAAGGUAGGGUAAAUCAAAUAUUCAUUUUGUGCAUUUGGUUUCGUUUAAAGCAAUAAAGGUGUUGAAAAUGUUAAGACGGAGCUUAACAACUAACCUGAUAAAAUUUUUAGAGCUUUGAAUGAUGCUUAUUCCGAGAGAAAAAAAAUUCUAGGAUCUUGGUUUCAAAUUCAAAAGUUGCCGAGUCAUGUUUUGCAUUG
This is a messenger RNA of Patiria miniata (bat star), 1381 nucleotides long. RefSeq names its product alpha-N-acetylgalactosamine-specific lectin-like. NCBI's taxonomy places the organism in Eukaryota, Metazoa, Echinodermata, Asteroidea, Valvatida, Asterinidae. Bases 290 to 793 code for a protein of 167 amino acids. The record is from RefSeq and is a predicted model, not a curated record. Gene Ontology annotation, molecular function: signaling receptor activity. The transcript has a single exon.